Wasmannia auropunctata (little fire ant) is the source of this 507-nucleotide messenger RNA. RefSeq lists its product as uncharacterized. The transcript has 4 exons. Lineage: Eukaryota; Metazoa; Arthropoda; Insecta; Hymenoptera; Formicidae. The coding region runs from base 98 to 499 and encodes 133 amino acids. The record is from RefSeq and is a predicted model, not a curated record.
ACAUAUGCCGCGUGCCGCACGAUCGCCCGCGAUAAUCGCGGGUAAGGCUUAUUCGUGAUCGGAUCCUCGAACGCGAGGUGUAAAUUAGUAAGGUGCAAUGAAAGCAGCGGGACAAUUCCUUCUACUGAUGGCGAUUUUGCCUCUCGCGAGGCAAGAGAAAGUCGCCGAGGGUGCAUGCGGUUGCGCGGUGUUCCCGGUUCCGGGAACGAAGUCGAUAAUAGAACACACGCUGCAAUACAAUGUGAGCUGCGACCAGGAGGGCACCGAAAAGUGUCAACAAUUAUGUAUCGCCUUGGCCGAAAGUGCUCGGGAUAAGGCACCGACGCUGAUUUGCGAGAAGCUGAAUAGCCAUGUCGAAAAUCUGAAGGUGGCUGUAUACAUGAAAUCGUGUAAUAUGGCUCUUUGGACGCCCACUGGCUUGGAGAGCACCGAGCCCAUUUGCUGUCACGAAGAGAAGGCGAUUAUUUGUGACGAGGCGAUGCCGAUAAUAGAGAAUUAACGAGCUUG